This is a messenger RNA of Amoebophrya sp. A25, 1137 nucleotides long. Lineage: Eukaryota; Dinophyceae; Syndiniales; Amoebophryaceae. The record is from the annotation of a GenBank genome assembly.
UAUUUGAGUGCCAUUGAGCGUCAUAGAUGAAGACGUAGCAGUAACUGUAACUUCUGGUGGUCUUGUAGCAAUAGUACGCUCCUUGAACGUAUUUUAGGAGAUGUUGUGAUAAAAAGUUCAGUCUCUUUGUGAAUCUAGUACAGUGCGUCUGUACAACUUCAACUUGUAGAUCUACUUAUUAGUUCUACAUACCACAUAUUGACUUUUGUGCCUUUAGUAUCCGGAAGAAAUUCAAAUUGUUGAGCAUGUGCAUGUAGCUGCUUCGUUGUAUCAUGUCAACAUAUUGUCACGUGGAUAGCGAUGAGUUCAAAGUAACUCGAUUCGUAUCCAAUUUAGGUUGGCGUCGAGUCUGUGUAUCUUGUUGUCUGUAAAAGCUAAAGGACAGGAACUCUGCUCCUCCUUCUUAGAAGCUCUAGCACGACGCGACUUGUCCACAUGGACACGCUGUAUCCGAUGAAAUCUCUGAAGUGAUGGGGAAUAAAUCUCGUAAGAAAGUGUAUUGUUAAACAAAAAAUUACAAUUGCUAUGACCCCGAUUAUGGGACAUCGAGUCAGCAUAAAAAUCAAUGUGUACAAAAAGAAGCCAGGAGAGGAUGACUAUCAACAACAGAACUGGAGCUGCUACCAAGUUCCUCUUCGUGCUAAUUAACACCUUCCCUUUUUGAUGCGAUAAAGGUAAAACAGAAUCAAGAUCAUCAAAUUUCGAACUUGUACAUCCAACAGGAUGAUACUUUUGCUUGCUAUGCGAAACCGUAUCUGCUAACUUAAGUUGACUUUUCACCUCGCUUUUCUUCAAUCACACUUACACCUACCCGCACCUUUCACCACGACAACUACAAUGAAUGACGUAAAGCGAACUUGUUUUCUGAGACCGACGCAUACUACACUAUGACUAUGACUCUCCCUCAUUCUUACUCUCUGCCACUUCUCCUGGCAGAAGAUUGGUUCCAACAAGCUGAGUCGAAUAAUAGACCACUUUUGACCCAUGACUACAAGAUGUGAAAAUUAUCGAUCAACCACGCUUCGCCUUCCUUGUUUUUCCAGCAUUAGAAUGCACGGAUGCCAAACAGUAGGAUUCUUGUUGCAGCGAACAGUGAGUAGCAUUUUUAUACGAAGCACGACAGACAUUCUCCGCUAG